AUGUGGGAUAACUUACCCAGCAUUCUUCUCGCUCGUCUUCGCAACAUUUACUCCGAUCGAAAGAUGCUGCAUAACUCGGGAUCGGCACCGAAUCUUGUCCAGUCACUCGUCCAUGAUGCGGAGACCAUGGCAAGAGAAGGCUACCACGGCCUCCUCAUCACUCUAGACGUCGACUCGGCCUACCCCUCGGUUCAGCCGUCAAUCCUUCGCGAGGUCCUGAGAGACCAAGGCUGGCCACGCUGGCUGUGUGAAGCGGCGGCGGAUUUUUGCCAGGACCGUUGCUUCUCUUUCCGAUGGGCUCAAUCGUCCUUCCGCUCGGACACGGGCCUCCCACAAGGCUCCCCAUGGUCCCCGAUCCUUUUCGUCCUGUACUCGCUACCGAUCAUUACCCCCUCACAACAAGGGACCGCCUUCAUGUACAUGAACGACCAUGCGCAACUGUCGUGGAGCAAACACCCAAUACAACUGGCCCACCAGGCAUCUCUUAGGGUCAAUCAGCUGUGCACUAAGGCCCGAGGGCUCGGCCUCAGGGUCGACCCGAACAAGACUGAGGUCCUCUACAUUCCCUCCGCAGCACUGGGGCGUGGCAGGAUCGACCCCACAACGAUCUCGACCCAGGUGGAGAGGACGUCCUUCCUCCCCGCUGUGAGGGCGGCGACGACAGCAUCGGUGGUGGGGCUGGUCGAGCGCUUAUCCAACACGGGGCUCCGGGGCUUUCCCCCCUCGGCCGGCCCCAAGAUAUUCGACGCGAUCGUCACCCCUUCCCUUCUGUAUGGCAUGGUCCAACUCGAUAACCGGCCCUACCAGGGCCGCGGUUAA
This is a messenger RNA of Thermochaetoides thermophila DSM 1495, 819 nucleotides long. RefSeq lists its product as uncharacterized. The record is from RefSeq and is a predicted model, not a curated record. The transcript has 4 exons. Lineage: Eukaryota; Fungi; Ascomycota; Sordariomycetes; Sordariales; Chaetomiaceae. Bases 1 to 819 code for a protein of 272 amino acids.